CCCGCCAUGCAGCCGCGUUCGCGCGGGAAGCUCCUAGGGUUACCGCCUCCUUUCGCGCCAAUCUCUGGUAUAUGUACCCCUCUGUGGCGUCGCAGCCCUCUUUCGUCCCUUCAUCUUUCUCUCUUCAUUUCUUUCUGUCGGUGAGAGCAGGUGAUGUUUUGUGCUAUUUCCUUCUUCAUUUUCGGGAUGUGCAAGAUCUGUGGUCGCUCCUAACAUUUUUUGUGUUUCCCCUUUCCUUCGAUCUGUUGGAAUCUGGUUAGGGUUCGUGGUUAUCUCGGUUAGGGUUCUUGACCAAAAAGCGCAGGUAACCUCAAAUCCGCCCUAGAUCUUGUGAUUCCCUGUGGAUUAGUGUUGAAACUUUGCAUAUGAUUCAUGUCCCUUACUGAAGUUUCAUUUUAUUAUCUGAGCACAUGUCUUAGUCAUUGAUGUUUCAUUAUGUUAUCUGAGCACAUAUCUUAGUCAUUGAUGUUUCAUUUUGUUAUGUGAGAACAUGUUCUGAGCCAUGCAUUUUCCAUUCUUGCUAUGUAUUAGAUGGAACCUAUGGAUCAGAGAACACUGCUUGUCAAUCAAGCGGCUGCUUUUGUUGCUGUUAUUUAUGCAUACUUCAUGAGUAGGCUUAGGGUGGCACAAGCUACGCGUCCUCAAAUCACAUACGGCCCAUUAAGUGCUAUGGAUGAGGAAAGGCAAGCAAACCUGAACAAAAUUUACAAUUGCAAUGAUGUAGAAUGUAUUAGCAUGCUGCGCAUGCGUAGAGCUCCAUUCUUCAACUUGUGUAACCUGUUUAGGGAUAGAAACUUGCUAAGGGACACCAUACACAGUUCUAUAGAAGAGCAAGUGGCAAUGUUUCUUCAUGUAGUAGGCCACAACCAAAGAUUUAGGGUCAUUCACCAAACAUUUAGGAGGUCCAUGGAGACAAUUUGUAGGUACUUUAGGGAGGUUUUGUAUGCAACUGGUGAACUAAGGCAGGAGAUGAUAAGACCACCAUCACUUGAAACAGCUAGUAAAAUCAGGACCAGCCCAAGGUGGUACCCAUAUUUUAAGGUAAAAACAUAACAACUAAUCAACUAAAGUGACAUUUUGGAAUAUACAAAUGGUGAUGACAGUUGUUGGUAUGAUGUAGGACUGCAUUGGUGCAAUAGAUGGAACCCAUGUUCAUGCUAGGGUUCCAACAAAGAUUUCUGCAGCAUUUAGGGGUAGGAAGCAUUAUCCUACCCAAAAUGUACUUGCUGCAGUAGACUUUGAUCUGAAGUUCACAUAUGUUCUUGCUGGCUGGGAGGGCUCUGCACAUGAUGCCCUCAUUCUGGCUGAUGCUUUAGAAAGGGAUGAUGGGUUAAGGGUUCCUCCAGGGAAAUUUUACCUAGUGGACGCCGGUUAUGCUUGCCGACCAGGAUUUCUCCCCCCUUACAGAGCCACUAGAUACCACUUGAAAGAAUAUGGUGGAAGGAAUUAUCCUACCAAUGCUAGAGAGUUGUUCAACUUGAGGCAUUCUAGCCUGAGAGUGACUGUUGAGAGGGCUUUUGGCGCGUUAAAGAAUCGAUUCCGUAUUCUAGAUAACAAACCAUUCCAUCCUUACAAGACCCAGGUGCAAUUAGUGCUUGCAUGUUGUAUUCUUCAUAAUUGGAUUCUUGAUCAUGGACAAGAUGAGGUGUUUCCUGACGAAUCUACAUGGGAACCCAAUUGUAAUACCAGUUCACAUCUUGAUGGUACUGAUGUGGUAGACAAUGUAGCUUGGGGUAAUAAGAGGGAUGAAAUGGCCAACCUGAUGUGGACCAAUAGGGGCAACUCCCAUGUUUAGUUGAUGUCAACCUUGUAACUUUGUAUUGUUUUGUAACCUUAAAGACAUGUGUUUAAUAACCUAAGACUAAAGACAUGUGCAAUGAUGAAUUAUGUGUUGAAUAUACUGAGACUAAAGACAUGUGCAAUGAUGAUUGUAUUUUAAAUCUGAAGCAAUGGAGUUUUCCAAUCUGUGAUGAUCUCCUUGCAUUUUUUACAUCUGAGGCAAUGGACUUACACUAUCUAUGAUGAUCUCCUUGCAUUUUUUACAUCUGAGGCAAUGGACUUACACUAUCUGUGAUGAUCUCCUUGCAUUUUUUACAUCUGAGGCAAUGGAGUUUUCCUAUCUGCGCUGAUCUGCUUCUAAUAUGAGGCAAUGGAUUUUUCCUAUCUAUGAUUGUGUUCCUAACUGAGGCAAUGAUUGAAUAACCUAAUUAGGGGAUGGCCGAGGACAGUGUUCAAGUAAUUGGGGAGGUGCAGGAAGUGGUGGAAGUGCAUGCUGGUACUGAUCAGCGUGGCAGGGGUGCAAUGAGGUGGACUAGUGUUAUGUCUGCCUUUGUGCUCCGCCGUAUGUGCCAGCUGAUCUCAAGUGGUGUUAGAACAGACAAAGGGUUUAAGGAGGUCCACCUGAACCAGGUUGCCAAGGCUCUACAAGAGUUUAUUGGCAGUGAGGUGACCGGUACUCAGGUGUACAACCACUUACGUAAAUGGAGACAGAGGUGGAUGAGGGUGGCAAAAUUAAGAGAGUUGAGUGGUGCCAAUUGGGAUGAAGACUUAUGCAUGAUAAGUCUGGAGGAUGAGCACUACAAUGGCCACAUUAAGGCCCACCCUAAGGAUGCUGAGUUCUUAAACAAGCCUAUAGAAAACUAUAAGGAGAUGAUGACUAUAUUUGGGACAGGAUUAGCAACUGGGAAGUAUGCUAUGGGUUCAAAUGAAGCUUUAGGAUCUCCAUGCGAGGUUGCUACUAGCUCUGUUAAGACUGAUUCCCUUGAUGAAGACAAGAGUGGUAAGUCAGUUAAGACUGAUUCCCUUGGUGAGGCAACAAAGGAUAUGAAAGAAGGUAGUAGUGGUGUAGGCAAUAAGAGGAAGAGGGGUGUGCUCACUGAUGAGGACACUCUGAUGUUGUCUAAAAUGACAGAUGCUGUCAAGGAUGUGGCAGCUGCUAUUCGUGAGACCAAAGUGGAGGUGAUUAAUCCUGACCUAUAUGUUGCAGUGAUGUAUAUGCCUGGAUUUAGUGAGGAAGCUUUAAUUUGUGCUUUCUCUCAUCUGGUGGACAACAAGGCGCAGGGGGAUGCUUUUGUCCACAUGACUGACUCCCAUCGUGUCCUGUGGCUAAGGACAUGGCUAGCCAAGAACUACUUCCUGUAGAUGCAUAUUAUGCUAACUGACUGAUCAUUCUUUUGGGUAGCCAAACAUAUACCAUGAGAGGUUUUGCUUUUGCUGUGAGACAACUUGCUUGUCUGUAAGGUCACUAAUUAAAGAUGUAAUAAUAUUUGCAGGAGGUGUUGUAAUAUUAGUUCAAGCUUUAAUCAUUACAAUUUUAGUUUCCAAAUUGAUGUAAUAAUGGUUACAUUAGCUGUUUUAUCCCCUCUUGGUCUGUGGUGGUAACCUUACCAAUGUAUGCAAGAGGUGACUUUAACAA
Messenger RNA from Zea mays, 3415 nucleotides. Its product is annotated as protein ALP1-like. The record is from RefSeq and is a predicted model, not a curated record. Lineage: Eukaryota; Viridiplantae; Streptophyta; Magnoliopsida; Poales; Poaceae. The transcript is spliced from 3 exons. Bases 2215 to 3141 code for a protein of 308 amino acids.